Molecule: messenger RNA, 599 nt
Organism: Diprion similis
Lineage: Eukaryota; Metazoa; Arthropoda; Insecta; Hymenoptera; Diprionidae
Exons: 1
Coding region: 195-599 (134 amino acids)
Source: RefSeq, a predicted model, not a curated record
UUCAGUUAGUGGAGACAAUUAUCGGUCACAGCCGUUUGAUCACGAGCGAAGUAUCAGACACUGAAUAUGUAUUCCACGCGAACGUCUCAUCUCUGCGAUCUCUCACUACGGCCGCGAUCUCUUGUUCUCGAAUAACUGGAAUGCUCCCGCCUCGCUGGAAUAGCCUGCGGCUAAGUUCACUGUGAACUUUCAAAAUGUCUGCGGUGAAUGAAGACGUGGAUAUAAAUGAGGCGUUUGACGAUAUACUCUUCGGCGAAGAAAUAGCGGAAAAAACUGGGUUUGCGGAAGGCUACAGAGCCGGCAGGACUCAAAUGUCAGAGCCUUACCACUUGGGGUAUCACAGAGCAAGUCAGGUGGCAGCGCAGCUGGGAUUUUACAGCGGGGUUUUGGAGUAUAACCUCAAAGCCAAUUUGUUUCCUGAAAAAGUUAUUGACUUGGCAAAUAAAUUGCAAAGCGAUAUAGAAAACUUCCCGAAACACAACUCGGACUCGAUCGACAUACUUAAACUGCUUGAGGACAUAAAGCUAAAGUACAGCCGCAUCUGCUCACUGGCAAAGAUCAAAUUUACUUAUCCUGAACAAGAAAAACUCGAUUUUUAA